GCUGUCCUGAGGACGCUCUAUUACCAUAACUGGUACACAGGUCGAAGUGCAGAAUGUCCAACAGCGAUCUCCAGCUGUUCGCGCUUCUUCUUGAGCCACGCCUUUUGGGUUGGCAUCGCCGGCUUUGGGGAUGGGGAGCAACCGCGGCUUCGGGAGAGAGCGUUGGAGGUGGCCUUGACUCCCUCGGAGGUGUUGGCCUUCGAUGCUGCGGCAGCAACGCAGAACGCUCUCUAUACCUACGGCACAAUGCCGCAGGAAGUCGUGCAGAAAUUGGCGUCCAAUUGGACGACCGAGUGUGACAUGAAGGGGAAGCUCAUCAUUGGCGUGUCAGUGCUGAGCUCCGCUGAUCAUCCAGUGCCAUGCCCUUCGGACUUGCGCUACCAAGAGGUCGAAAGAGUGGUUCCGAGACUCAUGCCUGGUAGUGCGUAUACGCAUUCUUGGUUCUUUGUCUUCUACUACGACUUGCGACCGUUCGUGCAAGCAGAGGCGGCGUUUAGCAUCGCGACGACGGUUUUCAUCUGCGUCAUCCUGUGCAUCGCCUCCAUUAUGUUUACUAGCACUGCAAAUGCCCUCGUUCUGGCGCCAGUGGAGAAGAUGAUGCGGAAGGUUGAGGCCAUCCGGUCGAACCCCCUGGCUGCCACAAAGCUGGCAGACGACGAGUUCCAGAGAGAGGAGCGGGAAAGGAGGAAGAAGGCCGAGCAGAGCAAGUCGCGCUGGAAGCGCCUCAAAGACCCGGCGGCGCUCUGUAGGCGACCGCAGCGUUGGCUUAGCAGCAUCUUCGGACAUCAGCAGCCUCAGCGGAAUGCAUGUCUCACGUACGCGGCGUAUCAGCUGGCUCGGGAAAUUUGGUUGGUUUCUUGUGGCUUCUUUGAAACCCCCGUGGCCAUGGCGGAGCCAGCAAAGAAGAAGUCGAGGACCAACCCAGACAACUUCUUCAGCAAGGAGUUUCUUACGCAGCACAUCCGGGAUAUCAUCGGCUUCUACCAGCCAAGGGCCGUGGAUCCAAGCGGUGGCUUCUUUCAGAGCUUCUACAUCGAUGGUAGGAAAUUCAACCCGGAGUUCCGACAGAUCGUGUCGAGUUCCCGAAUGGUGAUCAACUUCAUGCUUGCGGGCAAGCUUCUGCAGGAUCCGAAGCUGCUAGAUAUCGGCCGCCACGGGCUGGAGUACAUCGAAAAGGUGCACUACAAUCCAGCGAAGCAGAGCUAUGCCUUCACAGUCCGAAACCACAAACCCGAGGACAUGGUGGAGCAGGCCUACGGCUAUGCUUUCAUCCUCGCAGCUCACGCUGCAGCGCGUGCAGCCGGAGUUGCCAAAGACAACGUGGAGGUAGGUCGAGUGUUCGACCUGCUGGAGCGCAAGUUUUGGCUUCCCGACAAGGGAGCAUACCUGGACACGAUCAGUGCAGAAGGCGUGGUUGACAACAGCUACCGGGGCCAGAACUCCAACAUGCACAUGUGCGAGGCGCUGAUCGCCGCCUAUGAGGCGACGAAGGAGACGCGCUACUUGGAUCGCGCGGAAGUUCUCGCCGAGACCUUUGCGGCGAAGCUCGCUGCGAAAGGUGGAGGCUUUGUUUGGGAGCAUUAUGACGUGAACUUUGAGAUCGAUUGGGAGUACAACAAGAAUGACCCGACCAACAUCUACAGACCUUGGGGAUUCCAGCCUGGGCAUCAGAUCGAGUGGGCAAAGAACCUUCUGAACAUCUAUCGCCACAGACCCAAGUUCUGGAUGGUCAACCGUGCGAAGGAGCUCUUCGACGGAGCCUGGGAGUUGUCAUGGGACGAUUGCCACGGCGGCCUUGUUUACGGAUUUGGACCGGACAGGACAAUUGCUCACUACUGUAGCUGCACGCGAUGA
Symbiodinium necroappetens is the source of this 1854-nucleotide messenger RNA. The record is from the annotation of a GenBank genome assembly. NCBI's taxonomy places the organism in Eukaryota, Dinophyceae, Suessiales, Symbiodiniaceae.